AUGGCGGCUCCUUCAAGCAAACCAGCGUCCGAAACCGUCGGCAAUCCGACCGGGAAUGCGCCUCGUAGAUUCAAAGCCUCCGAGCUUCCCCUUCCCUCCGCGACACGCAGUGCGAUUGAAACGCUCGCGCACGCUUUCAAAAAGGAGGGCGCCUACGAUGCGAUCCGGAAACAGGUCUGGGAUAAUUUCAAAGCGAGUGAUUACGAGGCUCAAGUCACAAAGUCCAUCCUCGCCGUUGCCGAACAAGAGGUCGAGAAGAACCCCCAUCAGCUCCUAACGCUGGACACACGCAAAGCGGCCGCCCUCAUCGACGGUGCUCUUGAGCGAUCUGGCGUUUACCAGCAAUCGGAAGAAGUCAUUGGUCAGCUCAUUGACGUGAGUACUAUCGAGGAGCGCAUACGCGCGAUCCGAAAAACGGACAUUGGCGAGGAGGCCGCCGAAGCCGAACGUUUGCGAGGCGCAAAGACCGACGAGGAGUAUACCGCCGAGACCGAGGGGCGAAAGGAAGAGAGGAGGAAGAUCCGCGAGGAGCUCAAGGCCAAAGAAGAAGCAAUCGUCCUCGAAAAGCAAAGGAUUGCAGAGGAGGAGCGUAAGCGAAAACGAAGGGCCGAAGACGAGGCGGAGCUCAAGCGACAAAAAGAGCGCGACGAACGCCGGGCGAAGCGUGAGAAGGAGCGCGAGGACCGAGAGAGAGAGCGGGAUCGUGAACGUGAAAAGAGACACCGCGAGCGCGACGCUAGAGACGCCGCUCGUGAGGAGGCUCGACGCACAAAGACAUCCGACGACAAGGCACCCGAGCUGCAGCGUGAGUUGUCCAAGGAAGAGAACGAGAGGUUGGAGCAGGAGGCCCUGGCGGAUUUGUUGCGAGAGAGGGCCUGGACCGUGAUCGCGACCGUGAUAGAGACCGCGACAGAGACCGAGACAGGCGAGAUCGCAGCAGGGUACGUGAUGAUGAUCGCAGGCGGGAAAGGGACAGAUCUCGUUCGCCAAGACGAGACGGAGACCGAGAUCGGGACAGAAAGACGCGACCGCUCGCCCAUCCGCGACCGCCGUGAUCUUUCCAGAGACCGUGGCAGUGUUCGCGACAGGAGUCGUCACCGAGCCAGGAGCAGUGACCGACGCGAUCCCCGCUCCCGUUCGCGCUCGCAACGCAGAGACAGCCGCCCACGCCGCGAUCGCAGUCGUGAAUCGUCGCGCAUUAUGCAGCAUGAUCGCUACCAGCCCACGCGCGACAGAAGCCGUGAUCGGGAUGCCACAGCCCGCGCUAGCUCCCGUUCAGUGGCCCGCGUCGCCGACAGGGCUAUUGAGGACUCGGAGGAGUACAAGCGUGAGGAGAGAAUCCGCCGGGAAAAGGAAGCUAAGGCAUACAUGGCUGCUCAGAAGGAGGCCGCUGCUGCGGGUAGUGUGAGCGUGACGGCAGACUCCUACCACCCCCCUUCCGCACACAAGGAGGAUCGCUACAAGCCAUCUACCUCCGGACUCGACAGCGAUAGAUACAAGCCACCGGUCCCCAUAGGCGACAGCGAUCGCUACGUGCCUAGCUCACGCGACGACAGACGGCGCAAGAGUCGAAGCCGCUCGAGGGACAAGGAUCGUGAUCGGAGAGAUAGAGACAGGGACCGUGAGCGUGAGCGUGAGCGCGACAGGCCGAGGGAACGCGACUAUGACCGCGACAGAGACAGAGACCGCGUCAGAGGCGACAGAGAUAGAGACCCGGUUCGCGACGACAGGGACAGAGACCGAGAUCGUGAUAGGGAUCGUGACAGGGACAGAGACCGAGAGCGGGAGCGAGACCGGCGGAGGAGGGAUAGGAGCCUUUCCCCCAGAAGGGAUAGGGACCGGGACAGGCGAGAGAGGAGUCGCAGUCGACGUCGCACUCGCAGUCGAAGCCGUCGCUGA
Messenger RNA from Emericellopsis cladophorae, 1899 nucleotides. RefSeq lists its product as uncharacterized. The transcript has 4 exons. NCBI's taxonomy places the organism in Eukaryota, Fungi, Ascomycota, Sordariomycetes, Hypocreales, Bionectriaceae. The record is from RefSeq and is a predicted model, not a curated record. Bases 1 to 1899 code for a protein of 632 amino acids.